Molecule: messenger RNA, 2594 nt
Organism: Zingiber officinale
Lineage: Eukaryota; Viridiplantae; Streptophyta; Magnoliopsida; Zingiberales; Zingiberaceae
Product: glycine--tRNA ligase, mitochondrial 1-like
Exons: 10
Coding region: 16-2235 (739 amino acids)
Biological process (GO): mitochondrial glycyl-tRNA aminoacylation
Cellular component (GO): mitochondrion; cytoplasm
Molecular function (GO): glycine-tRNA ligase activity; ATP binding
Source: RefSeq, a predicted model, not a curated record
GGGUCUUCAACCUUCAUGCGCUUCGUUAGCCAUUUCUUCGCCACCACUUACAUAUCCGCAACCCGCUCCAAAACCCUUCUCCCAGUCUCCGCCUCUCUCCGCCUCCUCUCCUCCGCCGUCUUCGCCACUUCGAUCCCGCUGCCGAUGGCCGCCUCCGAGGAAUCCCUCCGGCUGGCUUUGACAGAGAAGCAGGCCGCCGUCGACGCACAGGCCGACGCCGUCCGGAACCUCAAGGCCCGAUCCGGCACCCCGCAAGCGGAGAUCGAAGCUGCCGUUGACGCCCUCAACAACCUGAAACUCGAGGCAGGUGCCGCCGCCAGGCGCCUCCAGGCGGCCCUCUCCAGCAACGGCGGCAGUGCCGCUGGGAGCAGGGAAGCCUUCCGACAGGCCGUCGUCAAUACUCUCGAGAGGAGGCUUUUCUACAUCCCGUCUUUCAAGAUUUACCGUGGCGUCGCUGGGCUUUACGACUACGGUCCGCCCGGGUGCGCCGUGAAGUCCAACGUCCUUGCGUUUUGGCGUCAGCAUUUUGUCCUGGAGGAGAAUAUGUUGGAGGUCGAUUGUCCCUGCGUCACUCCUGAGAUUGUUCUCAAGGCCUCUGGACAUGUGGAUAAAUUCACUGAUCUGAUGGUUAAAGAUGAGAAGACAGGGAUGUGUUACCGUGCUGACCAUUUGCUCAAGGACUUCUGUAAGGAGAAGCUGGAGAAGGACCUGACCUUGUCCUCAGAGAAGGUCACAGAGUUCAAACAUGUCAUCGCUGUGUUGGAUGAUCUUUCUGCUGAGCAAUUGGGAGCAAAACUAAAAGAGUAUGGGAUCACAGCUCCUGAUACCAAGAAUCCACUUUCUGAUCCUUAUCCAUUCAAUCUUAUGUUCCAGACGUCCAUUGGCCCAUCAGGCCUCAGCCCCGGAUUCAUGAGGCCAGAAACUGCACAGGGGAUCUUUGUGAAUUUCAAAGACUUGUACUAUUACAAUGGGAAAAAGCUUCCAUUUGCAGCAGCUCAGAUUGGUCAGGCAUUUAGAAAUGAGAUUUCACCUCGCCAAGGUCUUCUAAGAGUUCGUGAAUUCACUCUAGCUGAGAUUGAGCAUUUUGUGGAUCCUGAUGACAAAUCUCACCCUAAAUUUAGUGAUGUUGCUGAGCUUGAGUUUUUGAUGUUCCCAAGGGGGGAGCAACUUGCAGGAAAAUCGGCGAGCCCAAUGAUUCUAGGCAAAGCAGUCUCAAAGGGAAUUGUCAAUAAUGAAACACUAGGCUACUUCAUCGGGAGAGUGUAUCUCUUUUUGACACACCUUGGAAUAGACAAAGAUCGAUUGCGAUUCAGGCAGCACCUUCCAAAUGAAAUGGCGCACUAUGCUGCAGACUGCUGGGAUGCAGAGAUAGAGUGUUCAUAUGGUUGGAUUGAAUGUGUUGGAAUUGCCGAUAGAUCUGCUUAUGAUUUACAGGCUCAUUCAGAAAAAAGUGGCAUUCCACUGAUUGCUCAUGAGAUAUUUUCAGAAGCAAGAGAAGUCGAAAAAUUAGUUAUUGUGCCAUCAAAAAAAGAACUUGGUCUUGAGUUUAAGGGAGAUCAAAAGAUGGUUGUUGAAGCACUGGAGGCUAUGAAUGAAAAGGAAGCUAUGGACAUGAAAACUACUUUAGAGUCGAAAGGGGAAGUGGAUUUCCAUGUUUGUACUCUGGGGAAAACUGUCUCCAUCAAGAAAAACAUGAUCUCGAUUGGUUUGGAGAAGAAGAAGGAACAUCAAAGGGUUUUUACACCUUCUGUCAUCGAGCCAUCUUUUGGUAUUGGGCGGAUUAUAUACUGCCUUUUCGAACAUUCUUUCUACACCAGACCAAGCAAAGCAGAGGAUGAGCAGCUGAAUGUUUUCAGUUUUCCUCCACUUGUGGCUCCCAUCAAAUGCACUGUCCUCCCAUUGGUCAAGAUACAAAAGUUCGAUGAUGUUGCCAAAGUCAUUGCAAAAUCACUAACAGCAGCUGGGAUAUCGCACAUUAUGGACACAACAGGUACCUCAAUAGGCAAGCGAUAUGCGAGGACAGAUGAGAUUGGUGUACCCUUUGCCAUAACUGUCGAUUCGACCACCAGCAUUACCAUCCGAGAGCGAGAUAGUAAGCAGCAGAUUCGUGUAAGCAUUGACGAGGCUGCUUUGGUCAUGAAAGAGAUAAUAGAUGGACAAAGCACAUGGGGCGACAUGGUGUGGAGAUAUCCAACCCAUUCAGCUACACAUGCUGAAGACGAAUUGAUGGAAUAGGAAGAUCAGAUUCACAGAGAAACCAGUAAACAUACCACCAGAUUAUGAUCGAGACGAUAUUUGGGAAUAAAUGAAGGAUGCAUAAAAUACCACCAAGGAGCACAUGUAUUUUUCAAAACAGUGAAAUUGACAACGUCAAAGACCUAGUUCAUCAGAUGAAACUACCAUGGCUAAUAAACAAGAUAGACUUUGCACAUUGUUCAACAAAGGAUACUUUAUCUGAAAGAAAAAGUAGACAACCGAUAUGUUUUCAUAUUUUGGGAAUAGGGUUUACGAUUAUGAACACAGUACAAACAAUGUAAUUGUUCUCUGUGUGAUAUUUUCAUCUUAAAAAUACAGUGUGCAUCAAUUCAACAACA